This is a messenger RNA of Dunckerocampus dactyliophorus (ringed pipefish), 1285 nucleotides long. It is a transcript of the gene tra2a, whose product is annotated as transformer 2 alpha homolog. Lineage: Eukaryota; Metazoa; Chordata; Actinopteri; Syngnathiformes; Syngnathidae. Gene Ontology annotation, cellular component: spliceosomal complex. The transcript is spliced from 9 exons. Gene Ontology annotation, molecular function: RNA binding. Bases 136 to 1053 code for a protein of 305 amino acids. The record is from RefSeq and is a predicted model, not a curated record. Gene Ontology annotation, biological process: positive regulation of mRNA splicing, via spliceosome.
CUGAACGCGCCACACUCGCGCGCGCCAUUUUCCUCGUCAGAAAGCGCUCAAAAACGAAAACAUUUGUGUUUAAACGUCAACCUCACCUUAUUUACCCCCGCAUAACUUUAUCGUAUUACCUUAGGUGGCCUGAAAAUGAGUGACAUCGACGACGGGAAGCAGGAGAGGAGGGGGUCUCUCUCCCCAUCUAAAUUGGAUCGUGGAAGUCCAGCUCGGGCCGAGUCGAAGAACAGGUCGAGAUCCCCGAGUGCAUCCCGAGCCUCCAAACGCUCAGUGUCCAGAUCCCGCUCUCGAUCAAGAUCAAGGUCUAGUUCUAGGCCAGAGUCGACCCGUCACUCGCGCUCUCGAUCUCAUUCCCACCGACGGAGGUCCCGUUCUCGUUCCUACAGCCCCGACUCCCGCCGCAGGAAGAGCGAGAGCACCUCCCCGACGUCGAGCCGUCGCCGUCACACUGGCAGCAGGAGCCAUGACACAAAAGAAGCAAACAGUCAUGGCGGUGGUGCUGAUGUUAGGGAGAAGCCUGACCCCAACACAUGUUUGGGGGUGUUCGGCCUCAGCUUGUACACCACGGAGCGAGACCUGAGGGACGUGUUUUCGCGGUACGGUCCUCUGGCCGGGGUGAACGUGGUGUUCGACCAGCGCUCGGGCCGCUCCAGGGGCUUUGCCUUUGUUUACUUUGAGAAACUUGAGGAUUCCAAAAAGGCAAUGGAGCAAGUCAACGGUAUGGAGCUGGACGGCAGGCACAUUCGAGUGGAUUAUUCACUCACCAAACGGCCUCACACCCCCACACCUGGAAUCUACAUGGGCAGACCAACUCACAAUGGUGGCGGCGGCCGAAGAGGCAGGGACUCGCAUUAUGACAGAUACAACGACCGAUAUGACAGAUACAACGACCGAUACGACAGAUACGAUGACAGAAACGACCGAUACGACAGAUAUGACCGAUAUGAUGAAUAUGACUACAGAUACAGUCGCAGGCACUCCCCAUCACCGAGCUACGGUCGAUACAGGUCUCGCUCCCGAUCCCGCUCCUACAGCCCACGGCGCUACUGAGGUCCUGCACCUGUUCUGCAACCAGCAUGUCUUUAUUCACAGACGCUCCCUCCCAUCCCUUUUGAGUUUUUGUUUACAUACAAUAGGUGUCUUGAUUUGUUCAUGUUGUAUACUCACACAAAGUGUGAGGGGAGAACCUCUUUCUGUAGAUUUAAUCACAAUAUGUUACUUUUGGUUUAGUACUUGAACCUCUUCUGGUAAGUAUAAAGUAAAGUAAAGGUGUGUGUUCACA